GGGUAUGGGUGGAAGCUGACGUCGCUUCUCUAGGGUGGCUACCCUUCUGCCAGCCAAGGCCCGAUGUAUGGGGGCCGGCCAGGUAUCGCCGAUGCCUACCAUAACUCCUACAACCAAGGCAACCACAGCGCCCCUCCGCCGCCGCCCAGCGAACCCGUCAGCUUCGGCCAAGGCGCGCCGCAGGGUUACAACUUCCAGUACUCGCGCUGCACGGGCAAGAGAAAGGCGUUGCUGAUCGGUAUCAACUACUUUAACCAGAAGGGCCAGCUGCGCGGAUGUAUCAACGAUGUCAAAAACAUGUCCACCUACCUAAAUCAGAACUUUGGUUACGCUCGCGAAGACAUGGUCCUCCUGACGGAUGAUCAACAAAACCCCAUGAGUCAACCCACUAAGGCUAACAUUCUUCGGGCUAUGCACUGGCUCGUCAAGGAUGCCCAGCCGAACGAUUCGCUCUUCUUCCACUAUUCUGGACACGGUGGACAGACGCCUGACCUCGACGGCGACGAAGACGACGGAUACGACGAAGUUAUCUACCCGGUCGAUUUCCGGGCUGCCGGCCACAUUGUCGACGAUGAGAUGCACCGGAUCAUGGUCAAACCGCUGCAGCCGGGUGUCCGACUGACGGCUAUCUUCGACUCCUGUCACUCGGGUUCCGCACUCGACCUGCCCUACAUUUACUCGACCCAGGGUAUUCUCAAGGAACCCAACUUGGCCAAGGAGGCGGGCCAGGGCCUGCUGGGUGUUGUUUCGGCUUACGCGCGUGGCGACAUGAGCGGCAUGAUGUCGACGGCCGUUGGGUUCUUCAAGAAGGCGACCAAGGGCGACGAGGCGUACGAGCGCACCAUCCAGACCAAGACCAGUCCAGCCGACGUUAUCAUGUGGUCCGGCAGCAAGGACGACCAGACCAGUCAGGACGCCCAGAUCGCCGGCCAGGCUACCGGCGCCAUGUCCUGGGCCUUUAUCAGCGCGCUUCGCAAGAACCCGCAGCAGAGUUACGUCCAGCUGCUGAACAGCAUCCGAGACGAGUUGUCCACCAAGUAUACGCAGAAGCCGCAGCUGAGCUGCAGCCAUCCCUUGGACGUGAAUGUGCUCUAUGUUAUGUAAAUAGUUGCUUUGUAAUUUGCGGGGUGCUUGCGGGGGGUAGUCAUUUCUCUUCAUUCGGAAUAGGGCAAAAGGGUUUCAGUCAAUCUAUUGUUUACUUUCUUACUUCCUCUUCCCCCCUUCUCGCUAAGCAUGAGAUGGUUAUGAUCGCCUUGAUAUGUCUGAGAUGCCUCGUUAUGCUUUGCAUGCAUUAUAUGUGACUGGGACGGGGACAGCAAUGAACGGGACGGGGUUGGUUUUC
Messenger RNA from Aspergillus piperis CBS 112811, 1342 nucleotides. RefSeq names its product caspase family protein. Gene Ontology annotation, biological process: proteolysis. The record is from RefSeq and is a predicted model, not a curated record. The coding region runs from base 64 to 1104 and encodes 346 amino acids. Gene Ontology annotation, molecular function: cysteine-type endopeptidase activity. The transcript has 4 exons. NCBI's taxonomy places the organism in Eukaryota, Fungi, Ascomycota, Eurotiomycetes, Eurotiales, Aspergillaceae.